Molecule: messenger RNA, 1287 nt
Organism: Caenorhabditis bovis
Lineage: Eukaryota; Metazoa; Nematoda; Chromadorea; Rhabditida; Rhabditidae
Source: the annotation of a GenBank genome assembly
AUGAAGGCAAAUUCCGAAAGUCAGCUUUUGCUUGGAUCAAAGGAAUGGGUUGAGUGGUUCAAAUUGAACAUGCCUCGCUAUCCACGUUUGAAGACCAACAUUUAUAAUUUUGAAGAGGAGAAAGAACUCAUUGCAAUGCUAGAAAAAAACCCGACGCUUAUAUCGCAUAAAGUUUUUGUUGUCUAUUUGUCAUUAGGUAGUCAUGAGAAAUUGGAAUUUGGCAAACAACUUGAAAAGUUUAGAGAAAUUUUAGGAUCUGAUUGCCUGCUCAAAGUUAUUGAUGCGUGCGCUCAGGUUCCGUCUUACAUCAAUGUAAAAGAUUUCUUGGCCGGAUUCAAAAAUCAAUAUAAUGAACGUAAAAUGAUUUACAAUCUGCAUGAAUUCCAGACUGCUGCUUAUGAAGGAUUUGCGUCCCAUAUACCGCUUCCAGAGUUUAUGAAAAUGAUUGCCGACAUGGCUGAACCGUGCGAGCAGCAAAGCCCAAUGAAAAGUCAAAUGGUGUCAUACUUAGGAGUUUAUAAUGCUUACACCUUCACGACAUUUUGCGCGCCGACAGAGGAAAACACAAUUGUCACCGUACUUUCGGGACGACUUGUCAUUUAUCUGUUCGAAAUGACGGAGGCUAAUCAGAAGAAAUACGAGGAGAAUCUGCAUAUAUUUGCUUCAAAGCAAUGUGUCUUUAGAUUAUUUGGAUCCGACAUGAAACGAAUUCAAAUGUGUCAAGGCGCAUCGGCCCUGCUCCCACCCAACUUUGUGUAUGGAUUUUGGCAUCCGUUUGAUUCAAUCAUUCAUACCACCAAAGUCGUAAUCCAAGAAAAAUAUGUUCACCAUAUUGAAUCCGAGGUUGUGCAUGAGAAGAAGCUGCCGUCUCCAGAAAAUUCCGAAUUGAAUAAUGUGUAUGUGAAUGAGUAUAACGCGCAGUCCUCAAAAAAUGGCGAUUUGAAUGAGAGCAAUAUUGGGCAAAACGACGAGCCGAUUGACAUGGAUAUUAAUGAAUCUGAAGAAAUAAGCGAUGAAGAAGCAAUGCAGUGUUCUGAAGUUGAUGAAUCGGUUGAAAUGGAUGAUGACAUUUCAACGAGAGAGCCAGAAGCUAUGGAAACACGACGGAGGGCGGCCAAAAAUACGCGAAUCGUUCGUGUUCGAUCGCAAAGGGAAUUUUUCGACAACAGUGAGCGCAGAAUGAAAAAGCCAAAAAGUACUGCAACUCGGGGUAGACGAGCUGUUGCCAGGCGUAGUAAUGGUAACACACGCAAGAUGGUCCCCGAAAUAACUAAAGAAAUCCAAUGA